CUUGAAGUCUUGCUAGCAGCUCUGUGUAGAUCGGGUUAGGCUUUUCAUAUUUUCUUCUGGGAAAAAAUAAAUAAAUAUAAAUUGUAUAACAGGAUUAAAAGCCUGACGUCCCGGCUAAGACGUCGCCUGCCUGUUGUGGCUGGAAAAAGCUGUCUGUGUGUUUUAUUGUGUGGCUGAAGAAGGAAAAGAAAAACAAUAAUAAUGAGUCCGACCGACGCGAAGCGAGGAGCGAAGCGCAGGAAGAACAAGCGGGGCGGCGGCAGCAGCGCGGCAGGAAAGUCCGAGGCUUCAGCCGCGGCCCGGGCUGCUCAGUCUGCCGCAACAGCCGCCUCCGCUAGGAGCUUUCUGAGCACCGGGAGCGCUGGAAAUGGAGACUCGGGGCUCAAUGGAGAGGUCUCUGGGAACGGCACGCCCCAGUUUUCCGAAGGCCCUGUGAACUCGGACUUUUCCGGAGUCCUUCAGACCCCAUUCACGUUCGGCCUGAACCAGAGGGCUCCCUACACCACGGGUGAUCGCUGCUUGCUCUGUCGCAGCGAGCGCAAAGACACUGUUUCACAGGACUCGGGACAGAACGGCACGGGCCAGUCGCCCAAAUCCUCCUCCUCCUCCCUCCAGCUGCCCCUCUACGUCUGCCCCGACUGCAAACGCACCGUGGAGAAGGACGAGCGGCAGCCCCCCUCUGACCAGACCUCGAUGAGUCAGGACUUUUUGUUACGCAUGCCUGUGGGUAAUGGUGGAUUAAGUCAGGACGCGGCGGGCCCCAAUGCCAGGCUAAUUGUCGGCGCUCCCACUUUACCCACCCCGGACCUCAGCACGCCGCUCUCCACAGACACGGUGUGCGGCUGUGAGGCGUGCAGCGAGAGGAGGGAGAUCACGGCCGAGUCCGAGCGGGAGUCUCAGCAGCUGCAGAAUCACUGGUCCGAGGUGCGCUACCUGGUGCGCUGCAUCUACCGCCAGACCGGGACGCCGCUGGCCGACGACCAGGACCAGCCUCUAAACCGGGACAAGGAGAGCAUGAAGGAGCUGGUGGACAGGCUGUGUGAGAAGGACCCGUACCAGCUGUACCAGCGGCUGGAGCAGCAGGCCAGGGAAUACGUUCUGGAGAUGAAGGUUCGGCUCCUGAAGCACCUCUCCGCGGGACCCGAGGGCCCAGGGGCCACUCACGGCCCUCCACAAGCGCACCAGUUCAUCUCGCUGCUCCUGGAGGAGUACAGCGCCCUCUGCCAGGCAGCCAGGACCAUCAGCAGCUUCCUGCUCACACUGGAGAACGAGCAUCUUAAGAAGUUCCAGGUGACGUGGGAGCUCCACAACAAGCACUUGUUUGAGAGUCUGGUGUUCUCCGAGCCCAUCUUGCACAGCAGCCUUCCGGCUCUCGUCGCCCAGCUCAAGCAGGGCACAGCGUCCCACGACUCGUACAGCGAGGACAUGUACAAGGCGCUGCUGGACAGUCUACACGCCCUCGAGCAGGAGAUGAAGGCCGUCGCAGUGGAGUGGACGGAGUGCCGAAAGAGGAUAGACGACUACGUGGACGAGCAGUUGCUUUUCAAAGUGGAAGGACAAAACCUCACAAAUCAGCGUGCCGAGCCCCACAAGUCUCUAAUCAGUAAAAAUAUGUCUUUAAGAACGAAGCAGCGGAUGCUUAAAGACGACGGCGAGAUCUUCAAACAGAGGAGGUUCUUUGAGGAGCAGUUCCUGCAGAACAGUAAGAAGUCCCUGGCAGGAGACAGCACCUUCACCGACACGGUCAAGCAGAUGCUGUCGUCUCGGCUCAGCAUUCCAGACUGUCCCAACUGCAACUAUCGGAGAAGGUGCACGUGCGACGACUGCAGCCUCUCUCACAUCCUCACGUGCGGCAUCAUGGACGCCCCCGUGGGGGAGGAGCUUCACCUGAAGCUGCCGUUGCAAGCGGAGCCUCCUAGAGACUACCUAUCUGAGGUUCAUCCUCCAAGCAUGUCUUCAGGAAGCUCCGGCUCUGGGUCCGGUUCCGGCUCCGCCUCCAGUUCCCCAAUCACUGUCCAACAGCACCCGCGCCUCCUCCUUCCUCAAGAUGGCGCACCAACGUUUGGCAGCGACGACGACGACGACGAAGUGCCUGCGCUGCCAUCCAUCUACCCCCUGAGCAGGUACGAGGAUGCCAGCGUGGUGGCGAGUAUGAACGGCCUGCACGCUCAGCUCAACGGAGGAGCAGAGAACACGCCGCUCAAACAUGAGUCCCCGCGAAGGAGCAGCAGCAGUUCCUCUGAAGGAGAUGAAGAGGAAGUGGAAGGCGAGAGCAGCACUCAGCCUUCAGGCCAGCAGGGGGAGCUCUCCUGUGGGAAGAGAGACAGUCCUCCUCCUUCCUACACGCAUACACAGGUGGAGCAGGUGCAGCACCCGUGCGAGUGUCACGUGUGUAACCAGGGCGGCGUGGAUGGCGGUACAGCAGGACUGGGCACCGCCGCUCUGCCUCCUCGGCACCUGCACACGGCACCACACCAGUUCUUCACGGACAAGAGUCCGGCUCACCCCGCGCUCCACCUCUACCCCCACAUCCACGGUCACCUGCCCAUGCACAACCUGCCCCAUCUGCCCCGGCCGCUGCUCCCCACACUGUACUCCAGCCCUCCACUCGCACACAGCAAGACUCUCCCGCCAGCGCUGGUUUCCAAUCACACAGGAAUAAAGCAGCAGCAGCAGCAAGUGUUCAGCCCGGCUCUGCCUGAACACGUGUACCAAAGCUGCUUCAGCGGCGGAGCCGGAGACUGGAGCGCUUCUCUGUCCUGUCCUUCGCUCAAAUUCGAGAACCUCUGGGACACGCACAUGAUGAAGAACUGGAACCCGAGCGUACUGCUGCAGGAGCCGCUCCCUGGUGACGUUCGCCCUUCGCUUUAUCUCGCACUUUUCAUUCCCUUAGGAUUAGACUCCGCCUCCCCCGCGUCCAGCUCCUCGUCCCUGCCGGCUCCCGAAGGCAAGGAGAAGAAGAGCGUCCCUCAGAAGAAGAAGUGUCUCUUCAACUACCAAGAUGCCUUCAUGGAGGCGGGGGAGGUGGUGAUGGCGACGUCGUCGGCCAUCUCCUCGGUCUCCAGCACCGCCACCACUGUCCAGUCCAGUAACAAUCACAUCCACGCUUCGGCGAAAAGAGCCGCCGCACUAGGUGAAGUAUUCCACAAUAUAGUUAAAGAGGACCAUAUACAGUCCGGCCCCAUCGUUCCUAGAAACAGCCCCACUACCGGUUUGGCGUCUCUGCCUCCGUUCAGCAGUGCCGCCCAUCCCCCGAUCCCCAGCACACAUCUCCCCAGCAUGGCCGUUCAGCCCUUAACGAAGACUGCAGCUCCAGCCCCAGGUUUCCUUGAAUCCCACCAGACUCUGUGUGUGCCCGGUGGGGAGCAGCCACAGCCACCCGUCCCGGCUGACGGCCCAGUCAGCGGGCCCAGUAGCGUGUGCAGUGAUCCCGACUGCGAAGGUCACCGGUGCGAGGGAGGCGGAGCCUACGAACACCAGGCUUACGAAGAGAGUCCGGAUGAAGACAGCAGCUCCGAACACAGCUCCUCCACAUCCACCUCCACCAACCAGAAAGAAGGAAAAUACUGCGACUGCUGCUACUGUGAAUUCUUUGGUCAUGGAGGGCCUCCUGCAGCUCCUACUAGUAGAAACUACGCCGAGAUGCGGGAGAAGCUGCGGCUACGUCUCACCAAGCGUAAAGAGGAACAGCCCAAGAAGGAAGAACUGGAGCGGGACGGGAUGGAAGACCAUCGCAAAGUCGAGGAUCUCCUGCAGUUCAUCAACAGCGGCGGCAAUAAACCCGCGUCCAGCUCCAAAGCAGCCAAACGCGCACGCCACAAACAGAAGAAGCUCGAGGAGAAAGCCCGUCUGGAGGCGGAGGCACGAGAGCGGGAGUUGCAGCAGCAGCAGCUUUUGGAGGCACAGCGGCGGCACCAGGAGGAGGAGGAGGAAGCGCUUAAGCAGGAGCUGCUCCGUCUGAAGGAGAUGCAGCAGCUUCACACCACCUCCACGACCACCUCCAAGAAGAAAAAGAGGGAAAACAAGGCCAAAGAAGCUCCGACAGCAACAGUCAAGCCUGAAACGCCGUCUCCAUCGCCCGCCCCCACUAACAACCCCCAGCCACUACGCCAGAGUGCACAGAACGUUCUGGAAAACAUGCAGAACGGCAAAACGCAGCUGCUACACGGCCUGGUCCGUCUCAAAGAGCCCGUUAAAGAGCCCUUGAAAGAGCUCAUACCUCUACCCCAAGCCAAAAUUGGCCCAUCAAGCCCAAGACGUGGCAAAGAAAAACCUGCUGAAGUCCCGCCCUCGCUGCCCAACGGCACCCUGCCGCACUCCGAACCCACCAACGCCAGGUCCAAAUCCAAACAGCAGCCCAACGGCACCUCCAGAACCAACGGCGAGGCUGGAAAACGGCCGCUCGACACGCCUCGAGCAACAGAACCCACCUCGAAAUCGGCCCCAUCGCACACAGAAAGUAAAGUCAAGGCCAGGCUGGCUGAGGAGCAGCUCGCUGACAUGAAGAAGGAGGAGAGGACGAACGGCAAGAAGCAGCAGAACGGCAUGAAGGAGGAGAGGAACUCGCCCGUGAUGGAGCCUCCAGCCACCGAGCAGAACGGGAAAGUCGUGCCAGCGGAGUCUCCUCAGCCCAAGAGCAAGGCCAAGAAAAACAAGAAGAAGAAGGCAGACAAGAUGAAUAACUCCAUAGACGACGUGUUCCUGCCCAAGGACAUCGACCUGGACAGCGUCGAUAUGGACGAGACAGAGCGUGAGGUGGAAUGCUUUAAAAGGUUCUGCUUGGACUCUGCUCGACAGACAAGACAGAGGCUGUCCAUCAACUGGUCCAACUUUAGCUUGAAAAAGGCCACGUUCGCGGCUCACUAACGAGAGGACAGACGAGACGAGACGAGACGAGAUCCUCCUUCAGAGAGCGUCAGGAGUCAACCAGCGAUCCUCUGUCUGUCUGUCUCUCUCUCCUCUCUCUCUCUCUCUCUCUCUCUCUCUUCUUUCACCAGGCUGACUGCUGAUCCCAGUGCUGCUACGCUCCAACCAUCUGCUCCUCCGACCUACCGUACAUUACCCACAAUGCCUUGCCUUGUCCUUGUUGCUGUAUGGUUCCUCAAAAGAAUCCAGACACUCAGCUUUGCAGUACGUAGAGAGGAGGAGGAGGGGAAAAAAAGGACAGAUGGGGCGGGAGGGGAAGACAAACAACCACAAAAUGCCACUCUACCGAUCUUUUGUUCUGUUUCGAAUAUGGCCGUUGCUCCUCCUAUCAAAAUGCUCGAUGUGUGUUUGGAUUGAGGCCAUGUGAAGCAUCCAAACAGGGAAAAAAAUUAAGAAGUGGGGGAAAAAAAAAAAAGAGCCUUUUAUUCCCAGUAUUUGUGGACGCGAACAGUUUUUGCACUUCAUUACAGUUAGCUGAGAAGGGAACGGGACUAGGGCACCUCUGCUCUCUCCUCCUGGCCACCAGGGAGAUGGCUAAUACUUGACCGAUUGUUCUUGUUGGGGUAGAUCAGAUCCAUUAUACAACUGCUCCGUAAAGUGUUAGGGGUUUUUUGUUUGUUUGUCUGUUUGUUUGUUUUUUUCAGUUUUUUUUUUUUUCGUUCAUCCUGUAGCCAGCUUGUAUCAGACUACUUUCAGAAUCGAAUUGAAAGAAAAGAACAAUACUCACACUAUCGAUCUGUUAUAGAGUGUAUAUUGUAUUAACACUGAAGCCUGACUGGCUACUUUUUAACAUAUUGUUAAGUAAUAUUAAAAAUCUUGUCUUUCUUUUUUGAAAGAUGGAAUACAGUGGAAUGGCAGGACUCGGUGUCUGUGUGC
Molecule: messenger RNA, 5802 nt
Organism: Neoarius graeffei (lesser salmon catfish)
Lineage: Eukaryota; Metazoa; Chordata; Actinopteri; Siluriformes; Ariidae
Gene: fam193a
Product: family with sequence similarity 193 member A
Exons: 23
Coding region: 202-4866 (1554 amino acids)
Source: RefSeq, a predicted model, not a curated record